Peromyscus maniculatus bairdii (prairie deer mouse) is the source of this 2339-nucleotide messenger RNA. NCBI's taxonomy places the organism in Eukaryota, Metazoa, Chordata, Mammalia, Rodentia, Cricetidae. The record is from RefSeq and is a predicted model, not a curated record.
CCGCCCCUCCCGGAGCCCGCCGCUAGGGCUGGACGGCGUCUGCAGCUGAGGCGAAGCAGCCCUGUGCCUGCCGCCGUAGGGCGCCAGCGGUGCCCCUUGAGCCCCACUGGUGGCGAAGGCCGGGUGAGCGGACCGUCCCAGCUACUCUGAAACCGAAAGCGGCUCAGGACGGCAGGCCGAAGGCGACCUGGGACACCCGCGCUCGGUCCCGGCCCCUAUGAAAGACUUUGCAAGCAGAAUUCGUUAACGUGAGCUUAAUGCCAGGGACGCGAACUUGCACCGGUGCUAUAGUGCGUGCUUGUUUGGAGACAGCACCCGACUUUCCAGAAGAAUGGCGCAAUCAGAGGAAAAAGGGGGUGUCCCCUGUGCCUUCAUCCGACAGAAUUCCGGCAACUCCAUUUCCUUGGACUUUGAGCCUGACACAGAGUACCAAUUCGUGGAGCAGCUGGAAGACCGCUACAGAUGUGCCUUCUGCCACUCGGUGCUUCACAACCCCCACCAGACGGGCUGUGGGCACCGUUUCUGCCAGCACUGCAUCCUGUCUCUGAGAGAACUGAACGCAGUGCCGAUCUGCCCCGUAGACAAGGAGGUCAUCAAGCCCCAGGAGGUGUUCAAAGACAACUGCUGCAAAAGAGAGGUCCUCAAUUUAUACGUCUAUUGCAAGAACGCCCCCGGAUGCAAUGCCAGGGUCAUUCUGGGACGAUUCCAGAAGAGGCAGUGGGCCUCCAUGACAGCUGGGGAGAGGCCGGCCUGGCUGGCCCUUGGCUCUCUGCCCCGCUGUGCCCCACACUGGCCCCGCCCCUGGGGCUGCUGUCACCUGAUGCAGGACCAUCUUCAGCACUGCUCCUUCCAAACCAUGCCCUGCCCUAACGAGAGCUGCCGGGAAGCCAUGCUCCGGAAAGACGUGAAGGAGCAUCUGAGUGCGUACUGCCAGUUCCGGGAAGAGAAGUGUUUCUACUGCAAAAGGGACGUGGUGGUCACCAACUUGCAGGAUCAUGAGGAAAACGUGUGUCCUGCGUACCCGGUGUCUUGUCCUAACAAGUGUCUGAGGACUAUUCCGAGAACCGAGGUGAACGAACACCUCACUGUGUGUCCUGAGGCCGAACAAGACUGUCCCUUUAAGCACUACGGCUGUACUGUCAAGGGCAAGAGGGGGAACUUGCAGGAGCAUGAGCAGGCAGCCCUGCGGGACCACAUGCUUCUGGUUUUAGAGAAGAACUUCCGACUAGAACAGCAGAUCUCUGAAUUAUAUCAGAGUCUCGAACAGAAAGAAAGCAAGAUCCAGCAGCUGGCGGACACCGUGAAGAAGUUUGAAAAGGAGUUUAAGCAGUUUACACAGAUGUUUGGUAGAAAUGGAAGUUUCCUCUCAAACGUCCAGACUCUGACCAGUCACAUUGACAAGUCGGCGUGGCUGGAGGCGCAGGUGCGGCAGCUGCUACAAACCAUCAACCAGCAGCAAAACAGAUCUGACCUGCGGGCUCUGGUGGAAGCCAUCGACAGCGUGAAGCAGAAGAUUAGCCUGCUGGAAGCCAGUGACCAGAGAUUAGUUGUUCUGGAGGGGGAGACCAGCAAGCAUGACGCACACAUUAAUAUCCACAAGGCACAGCUGAAUAAGAACGAAGAGCGAUUUAAGCUGCUGGAGGGCGCCUGCUACAGUGGCAAGCUCAUCUGGAAGGUGACAGAUUACAAGGUGAAGAAGAGGGAGGCCAUGGAGGGACACACAGUGUCGGUCUUCAGCCAGCCCUUCUACACCAGCCGCUGCGGCUACCGGCUCUGUGCCAGAGCGUACCUGAAUGGCGAUGGGUCUGGGAAGGGGACUCACCUGUCCCUGUACUUUGUGGUGAUGAGGGGUGAGUUUGACUCGCUGUUACAGUGGCCGUUCAGGCAGAGGGUCACCCUGAUGCUUUUGGACCAGAGUGGCAAGAAGAACCACAUUGUGGAGACCUUCAGAGCUGACCCCAACAGCAGCAGUUUCCGAAGGCCUGACGGCGAGAUGAACAUCGCCUCGGGCUGUCCCCGCUUUGUGUCACACUCCACUCUGGAGAAUUCCAAGAACACCUACAUCAAAGACGACACCCUGUUCUUGAAAGUGGCCGUGGAUUUAACCGACUUGGAGGAUCUGUAAUGGUAACCGAAAAGCACAGGGGGCAGACGACAUCGUUGAAGCCCAGACCUCUAUCUAGACUGAACGUGCUUUUGGUGUUGGCCUUUUGCCUUUAAGAUCUGAGUGUUAUCUUUUUCUCCUGGAUCCCGCCCCAGUCUGAAACUUAAAACUCUUAGACUAUUGCUGUUAUUUAUAUUUUUAUAUCUUGUGAAAAUUAUAAUGAUCUUGACAGUAA